Microplitis mediator is the source of this 1131-nucleotide messenger RNA. RefSeq lists its product as uncharacterized. The transcript has 3 exons. The coding region runs from base 154 to 573 and encodes 139 amino acids. NCBI's taxonomy places the organism in Eukaryota, Metazoa, Arthropoda, Insecta, Hymenoptera, Braconidae. The record is from RefSeq and is a predicted model, not a curated record.
UAAAAGAGUUAAAUUUUCAAGCCAUACAAGACAAUUGCUCAAUAUUGUUACAAGCUUAUUUACAUCCACUUCACUUUAUUCGUCUAAUUUUAUUGCCAUUCUACAAUAAAUUUUGUUUCUGAAUAAUUUUAUUCCAUUAUUAAAAAAAUAAUAAUGGGCUUCUUUAAUUUAUCAAAUGUUACAAUAUUUGUAUUGUUAAUUAUUCUUGAAUUAAAUCUGUCAUCGGGGGCAUCAGUUGGAAUUGGAAACGGCAGUCCAAGUAAAUUGGAAGACAAUGGAAAUGAAGCCAUUAAGUUUGGAAAUCAUGAAUUAAACUUAUCUAUGAAGGCAACACUAAUGGAUAAAAAUUCGAACGUUACCAUUUGUCUUAAGCCAGUUAAAGUUAGUCAUGGAAACGCUGCGUCUGUCGCGGAAUGGAAUUACCGUGGUAAAUCAACGUACCAAGAACUUCACCUAGCUGCGAAUGGUGGAUCUUCAGGAACGGAUCCUGCUAAAAUCGAGUGGAUAAUUUCCGAUAAUUGUACUUCAACAGACAAACUCGGGACAACGUUUGAAUAUGCGGGCCAGUCCUAAAAUUUCCCACUGUUUUCAAGCUCCUUUUGCUCGAAAACGUUAUUGUGAAUAAGUUUUCGAGCUCUUCAAUUAAAAUAAAAUAUUUAAACUUAUUCCACCAUCUGAGUUAAAUAAUAAUAAUAAAUUAAAUCAUAUUUUCCAUAAAUAUGUGCAAACAAAAUAUCAAUUAACUCUCUCAUUAAUUAAAUAAAAAUUAUUUCAGUGCACCACACUGACAGAUAAAUUUAUUUGCCAGGAAUAAAAACACGUAUUAGAAUUUUUUCCAAAACAUCACUACAAAUUAAUAAAUUUUAAUUACAUCUAAAUAUGAAUUUUAUUUUAUACUAAUAAAAUCGAUUGCAGAGAAACAAAUGAGUGUUUUAUCAAAAAUGAAAUUUCACUAGCAUUUAAUAAAAUUUCAUUAGUAUUCAAUAAAAUUUUAUUAGACACAAAUAUUUGUUUACUGAUAUCACCGCAAGCAUUGUUUUAUGACGGCCAUCUUUAAUUCGUAUGAAAGUGUCAAAUUUGACUGCUGUUAAUUUAAUAAAAAUCGGUCUAUCAGUUGACCCUGCGGGCCAC